This is a messenger RNA of Drosophila melanogaster (fruit fly), 3952 nucleotides long. RefSeq lists its product as uncharacterized. The transcript is spliced from 4 exons. The record is from RefSeq and is marked reviewed. Gene Ontology annotation, molecular function: oxidoreductase activity, acting on CH-OH group of donors; flavin adenine dinucleotide binding. The coding region runs from base 946 to 3057 and encodes 703 amino acids. Lineage: Eukaryota; Metazoa; Arthropoda; Insecta; Diptera; Drosophilidae.
UCGUUCAGUUGACUACGUGCAACGCAGCCGCGCAGACGCAGUCAGCGGUUUGAAAAUCCGACCUAAAUAAUCCAUAUAUGCAUACAUAUAUGUACAUAUUUCUCAAACAUCAUCAAAUUCAACCAAUCCAAAGGAUCCCGUGAUUUGUGAUCGAUGUGCCAAUAGUGCCAGGCAACGUGGGCUAAGAAUCGCAAUUUGUGGCGCGUAUUUUCCUGGGUGUUGUUGCAGCUAAAUGAAAUUUGCCGCUAGAUGGGCAUUCGGUUUGCUAGUGCUUGCGUCCAAAAUCAAGUCAAUGACACAAUGACAUGCCCAACAAAAAGCUGAAGAAUCCAGCCGGCAAAUGAGCGUGGCACCUGGCGGCCAAGGUGACUGACAUCAAAUGACAUCAAAUGACACCAACUGACAUUGUAAUCAUGAACCCAAGCAACAGUAUAGCAAUGCAGAGUGGCAAAACAACCUGAAAUUGAUUGGCCUACGACGAGCACAAGGAUAGCACAACAAGGAUAAGGAAAUACUAGUUAAGGAAUCAAAUAACGCACACACAUUUGAUAGAAAUUUAGUACUUUAAAGACAAGGAAGCAAAGGAUUCUCUGCAAUGGUGUUGUGAACAAGUCAAAAAGACGGAAUUCUUGUUCAAAGAAGCACACACUUAAUGGUUAACAAGCUAUAAAGAACGUAUAUAGAAAAUCGGGAAAGCAAAAAAACAUAGUGACACAAAAGCACUGGAGCAAAGCAACAUUGAAACUGAGCAGAUUACUAAAAAUUUGGGCCAUAUCAGAGCCCCGCCAUGCACAAAAGAAAGAAACCCUAGACUUUAGAGAGUGUAAAGAAGCAGAUAGCAACUGCUAUCAACACUAAACCAAGAAAAGUGUGGUAAUAUAGCUAAAACUGGCUUAAACUUGGGAUAAUCCCACAGAGAACUCAAAUAGACAUCCAUCUGGCAACAUGGUGCUCAAUCUGCUGUUCAUAACCACUGUGAUCAAGUCCACAUUUGGCGUGGUGACCACGGGACUCUGGCUAAUUCCACUGAUGCUGGCCGCCAUCACAUACUAUCGCUAUGAUGCCGUAGAUCCCGAGUCGAGGCCGCUAGAUCAACUGAAUUUGUAUCCAGAGUACGAUUUUAUAGUGGUGGGCAGUGGUUCGGCCGGAGCUGUGGUGGCCAAUCGUUUGAGCGAGGUGAGGAAAUGGAAAGUACUGCUGAUCGAAGCCGGUCCAGAUGAAAACGAGAUCUCUGAUGUACCAUCGCUGGCGGCCUAUUUGCAAUUGAGCAAACUGGAUUGGGCCUACAAGACGGAACCCUCGACGAAGGCGUGUUUGGGAAUGCAGAACAAUCGUUGCAAUUGGCCAAGAGGACGAGUCUUGGGCGGCAGUUCGGUGCUCAACUAUAUGCUCUAUGUGCGUGGCAAUCGCCAUGAUUACGAUCACUGGGCAUCGUUGGGCAAUCCAGGCUGGGAUUACGACAAUGUGUUGCGUUAUUUUAAGAAAUCGGAGGAUAAUCGUAAUCCCUAUUUGGCCAACAACAAGUAUCAUGGUCGCGGAGGACUGCUAACGGUUCAGGAAUCACCGUGGCAUUCACCUUUGGUUGCCGCCUUUGUGGAAGCCGGUACUCAGUUGGGCUAUGAUAAUCGUGACAUUAAUGGCGCCAAACAGGCGGGCUUUAUGAUUGCCCAAGGAACGAUACGUCGUGGUUCGAGAUGUUCCACCGCCAAGGCAUUUCUGCGACCCAUACGCAUGCGAAAGAAUUUCCAUCUGUCGAUGAACUCACAUGUGACCAGGGUCAUCAUUGAACCGGGAACGAUGAGGGCACAGGCCGUGGAAUUUGUGAAACAUGGCAAAGUGUAUAGGAUAGCGGCCAGGAGGGAGGUUAUCAUCUCAGCUGGUGCCAUCAAUACCCCGCAGCUAAUGAUGCUCUCUGGUUUGGGACCACGAAAACAUCUGGAAAAGCAUGGCAUUCGAGUGUUGCAAGAUCUGCCCGUUGGCGAGAAUAUGCAGGAUCAUGUGGGAAUGGGUGGACUCACUUUUCUGGUCGAUAAGCCCGUGGCCAUUGUCCAGGAUCGUUUCAAUCCCACAGCCGUCACCUUUCAGUAUGUGUUGCGUGAACGAGGACCGAUGACCACAUUGGGUGGAGUCGAGGGUCUGGCCUUUGUGCACACACCCUACUCAAAUCGCAGUCUCGAUUGGCCGGAUAUUCAAUUUCAUAUGGCACCGGCUUCCAUUAACUCAGAUAAUGGAGCCAGAGUAAAGAAGGUGUUGGGCCUGAAGGAAUCGGUGUACCAAGAGGUCUAUCAUCCCAUAGCCAACAAGGAUAGUUGGACGAUAAUGCCGCUGCUAUUGAGGCCAAGAUCGCGGGGAUCUGUUAAAUUACGAUCGGCGAAUCCCUUUCACUAUCCCCUAAUCAAUGCCAACUACUUUGACGAUCCCUUGGAUGCCAAAACUUUGGUGGAAGGAGCCAAGAUAGCUCUUCGCGUAGCUGAAGCCCAGGUUUUCAAGCAAUUCGGAUCGAGACUGUGGCGUAAACCGCUGCCCAAUUGCAAACAGCAUAAAUUCCUAUCCGAUGCCUAUUUGGAGUGCCAUGUGCGCACCAUUUCGAUGACCAUCUACCAUCCAUGUGGCACUGCGAAGAUGGGACCCGCCUGGGAUCCCGAGGCUGUGGUGGAUCCACGCUUGAGGGUCUAUGGAGUUCGCGGUCUCAGGGUGAUUGAUGCCAGCAUUAUGCCAACGAUUAGUAGUGGGAAUACCAAUGCACCGGUUAUAAUGAUAGCUGAAAAGGGCGCAGAUCUCAUCAAGGAAGAUUGGCUAACAAAUCCCGAGUACAAAGUAAAGCGGCAGGCAAAUAGACUUAGAGAUCCAGAUCCUGCUAGUAGUAACAUUCAGGGCAUCAUCACAUUGCCCAACAAUAUCACUCAAGGCGACAGCAGCAACAUCAGUGACAGGAGCAACAUGGAGAGCAACUUCAGCAACAGCAGUCACAUAAACAACAUCAAUUUUAACAGCAACAGCAACAGCAGCAACAUUGAAAGCAGCAGCAACUUCACACUCAACUAUGCGAAUAGUUAGUGACUUCAAAAUGAAGAAUGUAGAGCUCCAGUUAGCUCGAGAUUUUGUGCUCAGGGCUCCAUAGCUUUAAACACUCACAUAAAGUGUUUACAACGAGAAAACAACACAAAUUGUUUGCCAUUGCUAAAGUAACAUGCUGAGACAUAAACUCUUUGAGUUCGUUAAUAACUCAAGUGAAACCAGAAUGUGAUCCAAAAAAUUCACCGAACAUUCUUUACCUAAAGUCUACACUGAAACCAGAAGCUAUCUUAUUUAUGAAAAUAACCAUAAUCAAACAUAUUAUCACCGACUUGAAAGCGUCUUGAACAAAAGUUAUUUACUACUGUAGUUCAUUAUCAUUCGAUGGCCAUCUUGUAAUGCUCAUAAAAAACUUUACUGCGAAACCAGAAGUUCUUAGCAGCUAAAACUGGUUGCUUCUUCCUUGUGAAGCCAUUUAAAAAUGCGACUCAUAAAAGGUUUAUAUCUGAGAAUCAUACUAUUAUGUCGUCUGUCUUUGAUCUAGACAAUUGGUACUCCAAAAAAGUUAUUUCCUAAACCAACUUCUACAAAUGAUAAGGCUAGAUAGUAAAUAUCUGCUUGUAUCAUGAAUAUAAACUGAAAAGUCUAUGUGCAACCAGGCGGAGUUUCGUAACCUCGUACUUCCCAUUGAAUCUCAUCGCAUGACGUCCUCAAAAACUGUACACAACGAUCCAUUGCUAGAAGGAAUCCAGAAAUCGAGUCAUAGAUUAAAUGCUUACUUAAGUAAUUGUUGUCUUUUUUUUUUUUUGCUUAUGUAUUAUUUUAUGCUAAGUUAGCGAUAGAUAAUUUAAUGUUCUUUGACUAUUUAUAGAAAAUUUCCAUAAACAUCAUUAUUUAAAUGACAUUAUAUUUAAUAAAUUAAAUUUGCAUAAACAUG